Desarmillaria tabescens is the source of this 393-nucleotide messenger RNA. RefSeq lists its product as uncharacterized. The coding region runs from base 1 to 393 and encodes 130 amino acids. The transcript is spliced from 2 exons. The record is from RefSeq and is a predicted model, not a curated record. NCBI's taxonomy places the organism in Eukaryota, Fungi, Basidiomycota, Agaricomycetes, Agaricales, Physalacriaceae.
AUGUCCUACAGGAUCGGCGGCUACUAUAUGUCCUUCUCCACCCUUCCCAAAGUGAUGGACGCCUACAAAAUGACCAACCCCCUGAACUACGACGACACCAUGAUCGAACUAGCCAUAAACUACUGGCUUUGCCACAUGGAGAAGAAGAACGUCUUAGCUGCGUACAUCCACUGGGAGAACGACGGGCCUGGGAUGAUGUUUGUGUCGAGCUUCAAGCGAGAUUGGGCUAUCGCGAAAGACUGGUUGAUGACCGGCACCGGCAUCAAUGCUGAGGAGCUGAAGUGGAUCACUUUGCUGGAUAACCGGAGGAUUACGAUUGGGGGGAUUGAACCGCCGAAGAAGAUUAUCAGGAGAUUGAACAAGCCCCCAUCUGAGAUUUUGGCUGAGAUCUGA